Molecule: messenger RNA, 2114 nt
Organism: Linum tenue
Lineage: Eukaryota; Viridiplantae; Streptophyta; Magnoliopsida; Malpighiales; Linaceae
Source: the annotation of a GenBank genome assembly
CAAAAAAAUGGAGCAUAAUAAAGAGAUCGACGAGCGACAUGGCACCAACAAACGCUAUACAGAGCCGCAAGUAAGCACCUGGUUUAAUGUCAAGAAUCAAGAUUAAUGACAGUAGGCGCCGGGAGGAAUCAAUGAUCGGUAGAUUAGCAUAAAAUGCAUAUAAACCUCUCCCCCUGGCCUCUUCAAAGAAGGCAAGAGCAGCCAUGGACGUUUUCUCAACUCCUGCUCAUUUUCAACCUCUGAAUUCACUCCUUAAUGGCGACUCAUCCAAACCCAAGCUCCGGAAUGUCCGUUCUUCCAUACCCAGUUCAUUACCCGGGCCGUUACUUCACGCCGCACCAUCAAAAUCCAGGCUUUCCUCUUCUUCCCCUGUUUCAGUGGCAUCGCCGCUCGAACCAGCAAUUGACGUCGCCGCCGGCGAGGAGAAGUUCGACUGGUACUCGCAAUGGUACCCGGUGAUGCCGGUCUGCGAUCUGGACAAGAGGGAACCACAUGCGAAGCAGGUAUUGGGGAUGGAUGUGGUGGUGUGGUGGGACAGGAACGAGAAUGCAUGGAAGGUGUUCGACGAUAUGUGUCCUCACCGCCUGGCUCCGCUGUCUGAAGGAAGGAUCGAUCCGUCGGGAAGGCUGCAAUGCGCUUAUCAUGGCUGGUGUUUUGAUGGCAAUGGCAACUGCAAGCUCAUCCCUCAAUCGCCUCUCGACGGCCCUUCUGUGCACACCAACAAAAGGGCUUGUGUUGCUUCUUAUCCAACCGUAGUGCAUCAUGACAUGGUGUGGUUUUGGCCCAACUCUGAUCCUCAAUACAGAAACAUCUUUGACAAGAAGAAGCCUCCAUUCAUUCCGGAGUUGGAUGAUCCUGCAUUCACUAAGGUGAUGGCAAUCAGGGAUAUUCCUUAUGGGUAAAUGCUAAAAUCUCCAUUGCUGUGCAUUUUGUUUGAGAGUUUCUUUGUCGAGGUUUUGAAAUUUAAGAAAUGGGUUUCUCUCUUUUGGGGGGCCAUUGCUAGGUAUGAUAUACUGAUCGAGAACCUUAUGGAUCCUGCUCAUCUUCCCUAUGCACAUUAUGGACUGGCACUAACAAAGCCAUUCAAGGAACAACGUGAUAGAGAAGGGGGAAUACCACUUGAUUUCACAUUGAAGAAGCUUGGUAUCGAAGGAUUCGAUGCAGAACUAGAAUUCGGCUACUGUAAAUACCAGGCACCCUGCAUCCUUUCUAUCCACGCUGAUGUAGAUUCUGGAACCAAGAUGCCAUCUAAAGGCAGGCGGAGGAUGACACUGACAUUCAUGUGCGUUCCAGUGAGUCCUGGCAAUAGCAGACUAAUCUGGGCUUUCCCAAGAAACUUUGAUAUUUGGAUUGACAAGGUUGUACCCAGAUGGAUGAUCCACGUAGCAAACAACCUGGUUCUUGAUUCCGAUCUAUACCUUCUUCAUAUCGAGGAAAGGAAAAUCAAGGAAAUUGGCUCGAAGAACUGGCAGAGAGCAUGUUUCUUGCCUUGCAAGUCAGAUGCUCUGGUUGUUGGCUACAGAAGAUGGUUCAACAAAUACGCUGAUGGUGAAGUUGAUUGGAGGGGCAGAUUCAGUGGUGAUCUCCCUCCGACGCCUCCAAGAGAACAACUCAUGGAUCGGUACUGGACUCAUGUCGUAAACUGUCGAAGUUGCAGUCGUGCAUAUAAGAGCCUGAAUGCUAUGGCGACGGUUCUCGAGGUCGUCGCCAUUGGAUUGAUCGGCGUUGUUGCUGCUGCAACUAAGCAAGGGGCAGUUUCAGCAGCAGGAAGAACUAGACUGGCCAUAUUGGGUUCAGUUUGUUAUGCGGUUUCAAGGUGGUUAGCCCAUUUUGUUCAGAAAUACUUUCGUUACCACGGCUACAAUCAUUCGGUUCCUGAUAAAGCCAUGGUCUUUGUUCAAAUGUUCCGCCUAGGCGUUGCUCCGUAGCCUUUUGAGCACAAGGGCUGUAGGCUAGUUAGGCCCAUGUUUCGGCCCGCGACAUUAGGGCCCAUCUAUGUAUUUUUUUUUUCCCAGCCCGAAAUGGAAGGGGAAUAAACCAGUUGUGUCCCAGUCUAGUCAUAUUACAUACGGAACUGGCAUAACAGUAUAAAUCUGUUUGACAAUAUGAUCGUG